GUUUUUGCAGAGGUUGCUCUUCAAAUAUCACCACAAUCACAGGUCAGGGAUCUAUCUUCCAAAAUCGCGAAGGUUGGUAGCCACUUUUAGACUCUUUGUGAAUGCCUCAGAGCAUCCAACAAUUCUUCCUUUGCAUGUGAUAGUGUGUGGUGUGUGUCUGUAUUUUUGAUAACCACUCUCUCCGCCAGCACUCCAGGACUCAGCAAGUUCCUACUCUGGGGUUUCCUUCCCAUCCGUGCGCGCAGUGCAUGUUGAGCUGUGAUCCUUGAACUAAAUAAGUUGAUUUCCAUGGGUGAUCAAUCAGCCGCCAGUCACUUACUGUUGAAGUAAAAACAGCACCACAUUUUUUAGUGCAUUGCUGACAGCGGUGAAGGCUUAUUGAUAUUUGGGGGCUUUUCUUCAAUUGAAUCCCAAAGACCAAUGAGUCUGCUCUGAACUGGCUUCGGCAGAUUUUAUGAUACGGUAUGAUGACCAUCCGACAGACCAUUGCUCAUCUUGGUAUCCAGCCGCGGAUGCAACAUAAGCGGCAGCCGGCAUGGAUGUUUGGGAUCUUGCGGCGCUAGAUUCUAUCAGUGGCAUGGACACUCAACUCAAACCGAGCUGCGAAGGACAGAAACUCAAAGUCGAGCUGAUACACCCUCGUUCUCGACCGGAGCAACUUUCUCCUGAGCUCGACCAGCAACUAUUCAGCAUAGCCCAGGAAAUGGUGUUUAAUUUAAAGAUCGACCGGGCCUUGAAAUAAUCUGACGUUUAAUUGGUUAGCACUACCCCAGGUCAACGCCCAGCGCAUCGAAACCGCGAGACCGCAUGUCAAGCUUGUUCUGUGGCAUCCCAAGCUGGGUUGCUUUGCAUAUGUUUAGGCACAGACGGCAGGAGGUUGCCAACGGGGAUCCCAGCAUGAUUGCGGAUAAAUUCCAUAUCUGUGCUGGCAACUACCGAUCUCACAAGCGAAUAAAGAGUCCGAGCCUAGGAUUGAUGGGUGAGACUAAUGGCUUCUAUUUUUCUUAUUUUAUUUUAUCUGCCGUCAUGCCCUUGAUUGCUACAAAUACUCUCAGCCCCCUUCUCCUACUAUUUCAACAGAGGCACCCCCUCGUUCGUCCUCCUAGUUUCCCUCAUCCCGUCGUGAGGAUAAUUUCGGCUCUUAUUCCUUUCUUCCCUUUCCUUCAAUUUAGUUGCUACAAUGCUUCUGUCUAUACCUCUAUUGUUUAUAUGGUUUAGCUACCUGCUCCCAGCAAUCUCAGCUGGGCAGUGCCCGCCCAAAUAUGUUAACGUCCGGCAUUUCGAGCUCGAGCUCACCUGGGGAGAUGCUUCUCCCGACGGAACCGAACGAAAAGUGAUUUUCACUAACAACCAAUUCCCCGGGCCCCAACUAAACAUCGCGGAAGGUGAUGAGGUUAAGGUCCUCGUUAAAAACAAACUUCCAUUUGAAACAUCUAUCCAUUUCCACGGCAUUUCUCAACACGGCACCCCGUGGUCGGACGGAGUGCCUGAUGUUACCCAGAGGGCUAUUCAGCCAGGGGAAUCCUUCCUGUACCGCUGGACUGCAGUCGAAUAUGGCGCUUAUUGGUAUCACGGCCAUGCACACGGCCAGAUGUCUGAUGGCCUGUUUGGAGCGAUUGUGAUUAGCCCAAAACCGGGCCGACCUGCACCGUUUCACAAGAUUUCCAAAUCGCCAAAGGAGAUUGAAAAGAUCAGGAAAGCCACGUUGAACCCAACGACCAUGUUUUUGUCCGACUGGCACCAUUUGACUUCGGAAGAAUUUUUCCAUGUGGCUACGGAUUCUGGGAUCGACAACUUCUGCACGGAUAGCGUUUUGAUCAAUGGGAAGGGAUCAGUUAUAUGCAAGUCCCAAGACGAGUUGAAUAAUUUGACAAGGCCAGAUCAAAGAAUGCUUCUGGGAGAUGAGAAUCUAACGGACAAAGGUUGUCUUCCUUACUAUCUCCCGUCUGUUGUGGGUGACUUCCCCUUUGAUCCCGAGAAAGUUCCGGAAGACCUCUACUACAACUGUCAGCCAAAUGAAGGACAACAUGAAAUUCUCACCGUCGACCCUGAUGAUGAUUGGGUAAGUCUCAAUUUUAUAAGCUCGUCAACAAUUGCUCGCUUCAUGUUAAGCAUCGAUGAGCAUAAAAUGUGGAUAUAUGCCAUCGAUGGGCAUUACAUCGAACCCACUCGUGUCGAUGCCGCUCCCGUUCCCAACGGCAGUAGAGUUUCUGCCCUGAUCAAGCUCAACAAGCCUCGUAGAGACUAUACGAUACGUGCUGCCAAUGUCGAAAGCAACCAACUGUUCAGCGGAUUUGCGACCCUUCGAUAUGCAGGGCAAAAGAAAGGCCCUCGUCCCAAACCCAGUAAGCCCUCCAUUGGAUACAAUGGCGUCAACCUGACGGCAGACUUUGUGGCUCUCAACGAGGACAAGAUCACUCCUUUUCCACCAUCCAAACCCGCUUCCAAGGCUGAUACAACUUUCAAAUUCAACAUCGGAUUUGCCGGCGCGGCCUUUCGUUGGACCCUCAGCGGGAAAGCUCCACUAAACACUUCUCAAGGAAUCGAGCCAAUUCUUUUCGACCCCAACGGGCCACUGGGAAGUAAUAGAAAUGUGACUUUCCCAACCAAGAAUGGUACAUGGGUGGAUCUAGUUCUCAUCACGGGCGGAAAUUUCAACCCUCCUCACCCGAUACACAAGCACUCGCACAAAAUGUAUCUGAUCGGUAAGGGGCAAGGACCUUUCGACUGGGAGACUGUUGAAGAUGCCAUCAAAGAGGUUCCUCAGUUCUUUAACCUGGAAUCGCCGCCCUUGGUAGAUGGGUUUACAUCGCCUCCUGGCACAGCACAAGAUCCCGGGUGGGUAGUUGCUCGAUAUCAAGUGACUAACCCGGGUCCUUUCCUGUUACACUGCCAUAUCCAGACACAUUUGUCAGGUGGGAUGGGAAUUAUUCUGCUGGAUGGAUAUGAUAAACUUCCCGAGGUGCCAGUCGAGUAUUUGAAGGCGGAGUUUUAGUCAGAAAACGUAAUAAGGCGAGGAAAAGCGGACUGACGCAGAGCUCUCCAACUCUGCAUAUAUUACCUUCAAUUCGUUUGUAUAUAUAUAAUACUUAUUGGCCAUUUUUCUUUGUAUCUUAAUAGCACGCAUAGUACUGUACAUGUACAUACAUACAGCUCAUUUGAGAAUAUAUUUCGAUUUUAGAUAUUCUUUUUCCCUUGAUAGAAGCCAGGGAAUUAAGGGGGAAACGAGGAUGAGAAUGUCCACCUAGACACGCGAAGAAUACUUGUCCGGAACACAGAUAUUUUAACUCGUCGGUCAUCCUCCGUAAAUACCACCUCAAUCUUUUGCCCCUCACGUACUCCGUACGUCCAUUGUUAUUGAGCAGCCAGCAGUGAGACCCGUUUGAAAAUGGUAUUGUCGCGGGGAAGCUGAUCUUCCCUCUCCCAACAAGGGGAUUUAUAUCACGGGGACAGCGAACCCUAAUCUGCACAUAUUUGUCGCAGCUUGCUCCUACAUCUUAAGAGUGAUAACUCCACCAAACCUCUACAAGACUACACCCUCAACUACAGCUACGAUUACUGCAUGAGCUUCCACUUACAUUGAUACUCUUAAGAACUAUAAUUGGUUUGGCGGUGAAGCGUACGCUCACGUCUACCACACAAGCUCAACUACUGUGGUGAAAACAGUUCACCACUUGACCGAUGCCCUGGAGAAGAGAGGGAAGGGUAUCUUUACUUAAGGAUAUCAAUUUCUAUGAACGUCUAAAUUGGCGUCAGGACCUGGAUUAUUUUCUCAUGCUUCGGAACAUCUUUUACCAUAUAUUGCGCGAAUAAUGCCGCCAUUUGGCGCUUUCAUGAUCGUCAGGGGCGAAGAAAAUAAUCGUUUCAGGGACGUCUUAUCCGUGUGAAAGAUUAUGAGGAUCCCGGCCCCACCGCUCUAUGGAUACAAAAUUCACAUCUACGGUUGAAUAUGCGAAGAAAAUGAGCUUUUGUCACAGUGAUCUAAACACAACAAAUUGGCUUCUUCAUGCGAACUCCAACUUGAAGCUGUUUCGAUUUCAGUCGUACCAACCAGUACUCUGUGGGACGUGCGAGAAGCUGCUGGGCCCUCAAAAGGCACUUGCAGACUCUGCUCUACCAGAACUGAGCAGUUCGCCAUCAUGUCAAUUCUCUACCUCAUGUUAUUAACCUGGACGGGCCUGAAUUGGAACCCGAUUUAAGGAGAUGACUUUCCCGGAUAUUAACCGCCACGAAAAUCUUUGGUAGUCUCAUUAUUUGGUCGUUGGUAUAAUGCUUAUCGUAUUACGGUUCUGAUAACUAGUAUAUGAGUUCAAGCACAAAACAAAAUACAUUGACAUCGAUCACGGAAUAUGAGAUUAUCGACCGCCCAAAGGAAAUGAAGAGAGAGAGCUGUGAAGCACUGACCCGAAAAGGAACCUCCCUAUGCAUCUAAGAGACUAUUCAUAUGGGCUCUUGGUCUCUCUACCGGAACGGCUUUGGUUUUGGUUCUGGUUCCCCAGCCUUGAUAGAUAAUCAGAUCGAAACGUGCAAACGUCACCGGCCAACGAAGAUACUCUGCGUUCUGCACCGAAGGAUCAGAUAACAUCUUCCCGGGUUGCUUGCGCAGAUCUUUCGACUUCCGAUAGCUGUACGUCCCCUCUCAAUACGGUGGGCGGCUAUCGGAUAGCGACCCGCGGGAAGACCAGUGUUGAGAUAAAAGCUUUCGAGUUCUACGGCAUUUCGCAUUUCGAAGACCCAAAUUCAUUUGAGUGGAAAGCUGAAUAGGGAUCCAGGUCAACUAUCAUUCACCGGCAUGAGAGGAUGUAGUGCCCCCUGAGAAGUCUUGACUGCAAAGAAAGUAGUCCGUCCUAUCAUGGAUUUUCAAGUGUCAACUGCUGCGGGCUGAUGCUAGGAUUCUAGAGAGGUUGAUAAGGUAAGGUACAUAGGAAUAGCUUGAUACAUCCGCCGGAUCAUCUCUCUUCCCUUUAGCUUAGUCCUGAUAAAAAAUCACCUGGGAUAAUGUUUCCUAUCCGCAGGAUUUAUCCGCGCUUCCUUUCCCCCACGGUUCGACCAUGGUUAAUAACUCUUUAACCACCUCAACCAUCAUCACAUUUUUGAUAUUUCCAUGAGAAUAUAUCACAUGCUCGAAGGUGGCAGGCAACACGAAAUGUGCGAGAGGUAGGUGUUUUUCAGAAGAUAACGAGGUUCAAUAAAAGCAUCAUAUUAUGACUUAUAUGUGGAAAAAAGGAGGCACUUCUGACUGGCCGGGCACACCCGCUGUUUUUCUCAGCAGUAGACGAACCUAGGUAGAUAUGAGUGGGAAUUAUAAAACUCGCCAAGUAACAUUUGCUAGAGAACAAUUCAACUGGCUGAGAACUGAGUUUGAUAUCUGAUUUUGAUAUACAAAAGGUAAAAAACAGAAGAUAACUAGGGAGAGAAGAGUACUCUAUGACUCUUGUACUCUGGAAUCUAGUAGCCGUAUUCAGGAUGCAUUAAGAACUGAAGUAUCUAACUAUAUUCCGCAUGCAUGGAACAUGAGAGAUCGUCG
This is a messenger RNA of Blastomyces dermatitidis ER-3, 5527 nucleotides long. Its product is annotated as conidial pigment biosynthesis oxidase Arb2/brown2. The transcript has 3 exons. NCBI's taxonomy places the organism in Eukaryota, Fungi, Ascomycota, Eurotiomycetes, Onygenales, Ajellomycetaceae. The record is from RefSeq and is a predicted model, not a curated record. Gene Ontology annotation, molecular function: copper ion binding; oxidoreductase activity. Bases 1181 to 2995 code for a protein of 604 amino acids.